Messenger RNA from Pomacea canaliculata, 1101 nucleotides. RefSeq lists its product as uncharacterized. Gene Ontology annotation, cellular component: membrane. Gene Ontology annotation, molecular function: G protein-coupled receptor activity. Bases 1 to 1101 code for a protein of 366 amino acids. The record is from RefSeq and is a predicted model, not a curated record. The transcript has a single exon. Gene Ontology annotation, biological process: G protein-coupled receptor signaling pathway. NCBI's taxonomy places the organism in Eukaryota, Metazoa, Mollusca, Gastropoda, Architaenioglossa, Ampullariidae.
AUGAAUAGAAGUGUAAGUACCUCAGCACAUACUGAGUCUCUUGUCAGCUUUGACAAUUUGGUGGACGAUUACAUCAGCAGAGAGAACAGGGAGAUCAUCGAGACGAUCUUUUACGGAGGCCUGACGACACUGCUCUGUCUCAUCGGCAUCCCGGCCAACCUGCUCAACAUCCUGGUCUUCUGGCACCAGGGCCUGAGGGACCGCAUGAACGUGUGUCUCUUCUCGUUGUCCUGCGUGGACUGCUGCUACCUGCUCUGUGCCUUCGCCAUAUUCUCAGUUCCCACGUUCACUCGUCUGUACGACCAAACCAAGGGUGACGAAAUUUACAUCAAAGUAUUCACGGUCCUUGGCUGGGCCCUCUAUGGCUCUCUGAACCUGUCUGGCUGUCUCGGCGUGGUGAUCGCGCUCGACAGGUGCGCUUGUGUCGUCUUCCCCCUCCAUGCCGCUACCCUCAUGACAAGCCGCACCAUGUGUCUCAUUAUUUUCACCUGCUUCUUGUUGAUUCAGGGCUCGCACCUGUUGUAUCUAUUUUCGUAUGAAGCUGGUAGUGUUACGAUAGGAGAAAGUGUCAGGUGGGUGUUUGUCAAUACAGAAUUUUAUAGGUCAAACGAAGAAAUCAUCAACUCCUUUUUUUUUACAUUCCUGGGAACAGCGUUACCUGUCACCAUGUUCAUUAGCGUAUCAGUGGCGACAGGUGUUACGGUGAUAAAGCUAAAGGCCGCCAUAGCUUGGCGAGAGAAGUCGAGCUCUGUCCCAACUGACAGCAGCAAUAAUAACCAGCAGAUGGCGCUCACCUCCAUGCUCAUCAUCGUUUCUUGUGUCUACGUCAUCACGUGUGCGCCCUUUGUCAUGCGUCAGCUGUCCAUUUUAUUUUUGUCGGACUGUUAUGGCCCCCGACACUGCAUCGAGCUGUUUUCUGCUCUAACUGCUGUGGUGUACGGGAUUCUGCCUAUCAACAGCGCCAUCUACUUCUUUAUUUACUACCGACGCUCAACUCGAUUUCGCCAGGUGUUAUGUAAGCUCAUUGACAGAAAUGGCCAACAACAAAAUACAAACAUAAACAACUCAUGUUCGGAAACAAAGGUCUACAGUCAAAUUUGA